AAUUCCUGUGCGCCAAGCUCGGGUCUGCCGUGGGUGGGCGGGGGGGUAGGGUUUAGAAGGGAGCGCACUUCCGGUGCCCUUUCUCCAGCAAGCACCUGGGGCUCGGACCUUCGUGUGAAGGGUGCGAUCCGUAAACUGGAGCGCGGUAAAGGCAGGCCGGCACCCGCUUCUGACCUCUGGUGCCGCCGGCCUCAAGAUCGGACAUGGCCCAGAACUUGAAGGACUUAGCGGGACGGCUGCCCUCCGGGCCCCGGGGCAUGGGCACGGCGCUGAAGCUGCUGCUGGGGGCCGGCGCCGUGGCCUACGGCAUCCGCGAGUCGGUGUUCACCGUGGAAGGCGGGCACAGAGCCAUUUUCUUUAAUCGGAUCGGAGGCGUGCAGCAGGACACCAUUCUGGCCGAGGGCCUUCACUUCAGGAUCCCCUGGUUCCAGUACCCUAUCAUCUAUGAUAUUCGAGCCAGACCCCGAAAAAUUUCCUCCCCCACAGGCUCCAAAGACCUGCAGAUGGUGAACAUCUCCCUGCGGGUGCUGUCCCGACCCAACGCCAUGGAGCUGCCCAGCAUGUACCAGCGCCUGGGGCUGGACUAUGAGGAGCGAGUGCUGCCCUCCAUUGUCAACGAGGUGCUCAAGAGUGUGGUGGCCAAGUUCAACGCCUCCCAGCUGAUCACCCAGCGGGCCCAGGUGUCCUUGUUGAUCCGAAGGGAGCUGACGGAGAGGGCCAAGGACUUCAGCCUCAUCCUGGACGAUGUCGCCAUCACUGAGCUGAGCUUCAGCCGGGAGUACACAGCAGCUGUAGAAGCCAAACAAGUGGCUCAGCAGGAAGCCCAGCGGGCCCAGUUCUUGGUAGAAAAAGCGAAGCAGGAACAGCGGCAAAAGAUUGUGCAGGCCGAGGGUGAGGCAGAGGCCGCCAGAAUGCUGGGAGAAGCUCUGAGCAAGAACCCUGGCUACAUCAAGCUGCGCAAGAUCCGGGCCGCCCAGAACAUCUCCAAGACGAUCGCCACGUCACAGAAUCGUAUCUAUCUCACUGCUGAUAACCUUGUGCUGAACCUACAGGAUGAAAGUUUCACCCGGGGCAGCGACAGCCUUAUCAAGAGUAAGAAGUGAACCUGGUGACCGAGCACUCUGCCACCAGGGAAGAAGUGGAUCUGUUUCUCCCCUAGUUUUUGAGGAGCCAGCCUGGGGUCCAGCACACCCCCACCCUGCCGCCAGUAUCAUGUGAUGGUCCCUCCACAUCUGACCUCCCAACCCUUCUUGAAGAACAAAGACUGAGCAUUUUCCAGGGAGUGACUCCCCCAUUGCCAGGGGUGUUGGGGCAGGGUGAUUUCUCAGUGAUCUCCUAGUGUUGGUUCCUCCCUCACAGUUGGGAGGCGGAUCACCACCACCCCAGGAAUUCUCAAUAAAUUUUUAUUACUUAAGCUGAA
Messenger RNA from Sus scrofa (pig), 1420 nucleotides. RefSeq names its product prohibitin 2 (gene PHB2). The record is from RefSeq and is marked validated. NCBI's taxonomy places the organism in Eukaryota, Metazoa, Chordata, Mammalia, Artiodactyla, Suidae. Gene Ontology annotation, biological process: mitochondrion organization. Gene Ontology annotation, cellular component: membrane; mitochondrion.